AUGCUUGAAUAUGAUAAGUUACAUCCAUUCCAGUGCUCCGACAAAACAAUCAAUAAUGAAUAUCUUCCAAAAUUCUACAAGUAUUGGCCUGAUCUAUCCCCGGAUUGUUCAUAUGUUUCUAAUCCAUACCUUAUAGCAUACUUCAGCAAUUAUAUUAAGAAUGAAUUAUCAGAUUUAAUAAAGGAAGUUGAAAAAAAGCAUCAUUAUGAGGUCAUAAUUUACAAAGCAUACGCUCCGUUUGCCGUUCAUAAAGAUCCAGAAAAAUUAAACGAAGUUAUCGUUAUUUACAAGUCAGGUCCAUCUAUCGAAAAGUAUUAUGGUUGUUUUGUUAUACAUUUGAAUAUGCAUGAAGCCACAAGUUUACUUGAGGUUUUAAGAUUUUUUACUUCGCGGAUUAGUUUUGAAAAGCCUCCAUUUGAAGUUGUAAAAACAGAAUAUAUAAAAGAUUGCCCUUACUUUUAUAAACCCAGCCUUAAUGAAAUUUCAAAGAUUCCUUUAGGUCGAGUUCCACAUUUUGACAACGUUUAUACAGAGAAAUCACUUCAAACACGUGAUUUAUUUUAUUUUGGUCUUAUUUCAUUACACAAUUCUGGUUCAAGAAUUGAUUAUUAUCAAUUAUACAAAACAUUCUUUUCUAAAGAAAUUAAAUUCCGAAAGAUUGAUUUCAAACCAGAUGGAAGUAUCAUCGAACACCCUGAUGAGAAUAAAAAUAUAUGUAACAAAACCAAGUCACUUUCUCCUCCAAGUAUGAGAAGACAAGGUUAUCAGAAGAUCCUAACAAUUAUGAAUCCUUAA
Molecule: messenger RNA, 795 nt
Organism: Trichomonas vaginalis G3
Lineage: Eukaryota; Parabasalia; Trichomonadida; Trichomonadidae
Exons: 1
Coding region: 1-795 (264 amino acids)
Source: RefSeq, a predicted model, not a curated record